AUGUCGUACAUAGUCCCGAUACACCGGGCGAGCAGCAUUCGCCAUGCGCUGAAGUUGCAGUUCAUGAAUCCAGAGGAGGAGUGCCUGGUUGUCGCGAAGGCAAAUCGGCUGGAGGUCUACACUCUCACUCCGGAUGGAUUAAGCCUGGCUGCAUCGUGCACCCUCUACGCCAGAGUGACAAUGCUGGCCCGAUUGCCCGCGCCGGCCAACUCGCCAACCGACCAUCUAUUCGUCGGGACCGAUCGCUACACCUACUGCACACUGUCAUGGGACAGCUCACAGAACCAGAUUCGUACGGAGCGCAAUUAUGUCGAUGUUUCGGACCCGUCAUCGCGGGAAUCGCAGACAGGUAAUCGGUGCUUGAUCGAUCCGAGCGGCCGCUUCAUGACGCUAGAGGUCUACGAGGGACUCGUUGCUGUGAUACCCAUCGUUCAAUUGCCCGGUAAAAAGAGAGGAAGAGCCCCUGCUAUGCCUUCCGGCCCCGACGCACCCCAGGUGGGAGAACUCGGCGAGUUGACGACCGCGCGCAUUGAUGAGCUCUUUGUGCGCUCGUCGGCGUUCUUGCAUGUGCAAUCGGGGCUACCACGCCUCGCUUUACUGUACGAGGAUAACCAGAAGAAAGUCAGGCUGAAGGUUCGCGAGCUUCAGUACACCGCGGCGACGUCCAGCUCGGGCGCCGAUGCAACAUUGGCGGAUUUGGCAGACUUCGCACAGGAGUUGGACCUUGGGGCGUCUCAUCUCAUACCGGUUCCUGCUCCAUUGGGUGGUCUUCUUAUUUUGGGUGAAACAUCAAUCAAGUAUGUGGACGACGACAAUAAUGAGAUUGUUUCCCGACUUCUGGACGAGGCAACCAUUUUCGUCGCCUGGGAGCAGGUGGAUAGCCAGCGAUGGCUAUUGGCCGAUGAUUACGGCCGACUAUUCUUCCUUAUGCUUGUCUUGGAUUCAGAAAACCAGGUACAGGGAUGGCAGCUGGAUCACCUAGGGAACACCUCAAGAGCGUCGACUUUGGUCUAUCUAGGUGGCGGGGUUAUAUUCGUGGGAUCUCACCAAGGCGACUCCCAGGUUCUCCGCGUCGGAGAUGGGUCCUUUGAGAUAAUCCAAACUCUGCCAAACAUUGCCCCCAUUCUGGACUUCACAAUUAUGGACCUUGGCAACCGCACGAGCGAAAGUCAGACACACGAAUUCUCCUCUGGCCAGGCUCGAAUUGUCACUGGUUCCGGCGCGUUUGAUGAUGGGACACUGAGGAGCGUCCGCAGCGGUGUCGGAAUGGAAGAACUAGGUGUUCUCGGUGAGAUGGAACAUAUUACAGACCUGUGGGGUCUCCAGUUCAAGGCGAAGGGCGACUUCUUGGAUACUCUCCUCGUCACAUUCAUCGACGAAACCAGGGUAUUCCAUUUCAGCUCAGAUGGCGAGGUUGAGGAAUUGGACCAGUUCCUCGGGCUGAGCCUAUCAGAGAACACGCUUCUUGCGGCCAAUCUCCCCGGCGGUCGGAUACUCCAGGUGACUGAACGGAGAGUCCUAAUCGCAGAUAUGGAAAGUGAAAUGGUCACCUAUGAGUGGACGCCAUCGGACCAGCUCAUUAUCACUUCCGCUUCCGCCAACGAGGACUCUGUCGUUCUUGUUGCUGGCGGAGAGCUUAUGACGGUUUUUGAUAUCAGGAACAAUGUGCAGAUUGUCACACAAAAGAACUUUGGUGCAGACUCUCAAAUUUCGGGAGUUACAGUUCCAUCGUCUCCGACUGGUGUCUGCAUUGUUGGAUUCCCCCAGUCCGCGAAAGUAUCCGUGCUGAAACUCCAAGAUCUGACGGAACUCCAUGCGACAUCACUGGGUCCAGAGGGUGAGGCUUUCCCGCGUUCGGUCCUUGUUGCAAACGUUCUCGUGGAUAGUCCUCCCACUAUAUUCAUCUCCAUGGCCGACGGAAGUGUCAUCACUUAUUCGUUCAAUGCCAACGACUACUCUCUAACUGGAAUGAACAAACUGAUCCUGGGAUCGGAGCAGCCGACUUUCAAGAAACUGCCAAGAGGCGACGGGUUAUACAAUGUCUUUGCAACAUGCGAGAAUCCAAGCUUGAUCUAUGGUUCUGAAGGCCGCAUCAUCUACUCUGCAGUCAACUCUGAGGGAGCCUCCCGAGUGUGCCAUUUCAACUCCGAAGCAUACCCUGAGUCAAUUGCCGUGGCCACAUCUCACGAACUUAAAAUCGCUCUUGUCGACAAAGAAAGGACCACACAGAUCCAGACUCUCCCAAUGGGUGCGACUGUCCGCAGAGUUGCUUAUUCACCCUCUGAAAAGGCAUUUGGUAUUGGUACAAUUGAGCGGAAACUCGAAGAAGGCGCGGAGAUAGUCAAGAGUCAAUUUGUCCUGGCCGAUGAGAUACUGUUCCGCCGUCUUGAUGCCUUCGACCUCAGAAGUGAAGAAUUGGUGGAGAGCGUCAUCCGCGCCGAGUUCCCCGUGGGCAAGGAUGAAAAGGGGCGCGAUAUGUUCAAGGAUCGAUUCGUUGUCGGCACGGCGUAUUUGGACGAAGACGAAGACCGGGAUUCGAUCCGCGGGCGCAUUCUGAUGUUCGAGGUUGACAAUGGGCGCAAGCUCACCAAGGUUGCUGAACUGGCAGUCAAAGGCGCGUGCCGUGCGCUGGCCAUGCUGGGAGAUAAGGUUGUGGCUGCACUUGUAAAGACGGUUGUGAUCUACAAAGUCACCGGGAACAACUUUGGUGCAAUGAAGCUGGAAAAACUCGCCAGUUACAGGACGUCAACCGCACCGGUGGAUAUUACAGUUACAGACAAUGUGAUUGCGGUGUCCGAUCUCAUGAAGAGCUCGUGUCUCGUGGAGUACAUCGAGGGUGAAGACGGUCUCCCCGAUUCAUUGAAAGAGGUGGCUCGUCACUUCCAGACUGUUUGGGCGACUGGCAUCGCUUGCAUAGCGCCACACACUUAUCUCGAGAGUGAUGCAGAAGGAAACCUGAUCAUCCUUCGUCGCAAUCUGAGCGGGGUCGAGGAAGACGACAAACGCCGACUGGAAGUGACUGGUGAGAUUUCGCUGGGUGAAAUGGUCAAUCGUAUCCGACCUGUCAACAUCCAACAGUUGGCAAGUGUCACGGUGACCCCACGUGCGUUCUUGGGAACGGUUGAGGGUUCAAUCUACCUCUAUGCCAUUAUCAACCCCGAACAUCAGGACUUCCUGAUGCGUCUCCAGGCGACAAUGGCCGGCAAGAUUGAAUCGCUUGGAGACAUGCCCUUCAAUGAGUUCCGUGGGUUCCGUAGUAUGGUGCGAGAGGCCAAGGAGCCUUACCGGUUUGUGGACGGAGAGCUGAUUGAGCGGUUCCUGACCUGCGAACCGAGUGUGCAGGAGGACAUUGUCAACUCGGUGGGAAUGAUGAACGUUCACGACGUCAAAGUUAUGAUAGAAGCGUUGAGGCGGUUGCACUAG
Messenger RNA from Aspergillus terreus NIH2624, 3423 nucleotides. Its product is annotated as DDB1/RSE1 family protein. The record is from RefSeq and is a predicted model, not a curated record. Gene Ontology annotation, molecular function: protein binding; nucleic acid binding. Bases 1 to 3423 code for a protein of 1140 amino acids. Gene Ontology annotation, cellular component: nucleus; site of double-strand break. The transcript has 5 exons. Gene Ontology annotation, biological process: DNA repair; proteasome-mediated ubiquitin-dependent protein catabolic process. Lineage: Eukaryota; Fungi; Ascomycota; Eurotiomycetes; Eurotiales; Aspergillaceae.